Molecule: messenger RNA, 733 nt
Organism: Arabidopsis arenosa
Lineage: Eukaryota; Viridiplantae; Streptophyta; Magnoliopsida; Brassicales; Brassicaceae
Source: the annotation of a GenBank genome assembly
AGAACAAAGAAAAAGAAGCUCUCCACGCCUCAAAAAGAGAAAGAGACAGAAGAAGAAAAAGAAUCAAACUUUAAUCUUUAGCAACAAUGGCGAUGGCUUUCAAGAUGGCGACGACGGGGAUGCGUGUGACGGAUGAGUGUACAAGCUCAUACAUGGAGAUGAAAUGGAAGAAAAUUCAUAGAUACAUCAUUUUCAAGAUCGAAGAGAAGUCACGUAAAGUCACGGUCGAUAAAGUCGGCGGCGCCGGUGAAAGCUACCACGAUCUCGCCGCUUCUUUACCGAUGGAUGAUUGUCGUUACGCCGUCUUUGAUUUCGACUUCGUCACCGUUGAUAACUGUCGCAAGAGCAAGAUCUUCUUCAUUGCAUGGUCACCGGAGGCGUCAAGGAUAAGGGCAAAGAUAUUGUACGCAACGUCGAAAGAUGGACUGAGGAGAGUGUUGGAAGGGAUUCACUAUGAGCUUCAAGCCACUGAUCCGACGGAGAUGGGUUUCGAUAUUAUCCAAGACCGUGCCAAAUAAAUUUAUUAAUCAAGAGAAUAUGAUUUGACUCACUUUGUCAAUAAUUAACGUUAAUAGGUAUCGAUUAAUGUUUAAUUAUUGCUGGUUAGUGCUUACUUUUUUGAGUUUAUCAUUCAGUCUCACCAGCACUAUCCUUUAAUUAUGACGUUUGUGUGUUUGAUUGUGUUGUUUAUAUCUUUUUGUCGGUUAAGCAAACAUAAAAGUUACAAAUUUGU